Messenger RNA from Argiope bruennichi, 3940 nucleotides. Its product is annotated as zinc finger protein 721-like. The record is from RefSeq and is a predicted model, not a curated record. Gene Ontology annotation, cellular component: nucleus. Gene Ontology annotation, molecular function: DNA-binding transcription factor activity, RNA polymerase II-specific; RNA polymerase II transcription regulatory region sequence-specific DNA binding. The transcript is spliced from 3 exons. Gene Ontology annotation, biological process: regulation of transcription by RNA polymerase II. NCBI's taxonomy places the organism in Eukaryota, Metazoa, Arthropoda, Arachnida, Araneae, Araneidae. Bases 287 to 3760 code for a protein of 1157 amino acids.
UGAGAUGUGUAGACGAAAUUCGAAUUUCUUAAGCAUUUUCGGGCGAAAUUGUUUUCAAAUUGAACGGUGGUGAAAUUCAUGAAAAAUAACUUUUCAUUUAUUAAGUUGAGUGUAAUAUUAUUUCUGUAAGUAAUCCGAAUCACUUCUUUUUCACAUCAAUUUAAUAAUGCGUAUUGCUUUGCACUGGAACAUUCACAACUGAAUUCAUAUAUCCGGCAAAAAAGAAAUUUUAAUGAUUGACAAAUAUGAAACCCUCUGAAAAAACAUAAAAAGAAAAAGAAAGAAAAUGGAAACAAAAAAGAAAUCUUUAAAUAUGGCCAGUCUAAAAAAUUUACCUACAACUGAAAAAAGAUGCAAUAAAUGUGGUUUUGUGACAUUUUGCUUGCGUGUGCUGUACAGCCACAGAUAUAAAUGUGAAGGCAAACUAUUAGGAUCAUUAAUAUGUUGUUACUGUAAAAGAAAAUUUAAUUACUUAUCAUUAUUCAAAACUCAUAGAAAGACUUGUGUGAAAUUUCACCACAAUAAAAAAUUGUUGUACAAGCCGAAAUUCAAAAAUUUAAUAGCUAAAAAAUGUAGAAAAUCUAAUGAGGAAAGAGAUCCAUCUAAACUAUCUAUUAUUUCAUGUGCUGAUUGUUUGAAAAUUUUCUCAUCAAAGCAAGACUACGAUGUGCAUGUGAAAAAAGGUUUUUGCGAACUUAAGAACUUAGUUAAAAAGCAAACCUUUUCAGCUAGAAAAUCAUUUUCAAAAGUACAACCAGAAAUAGAAGAAUGUUUAUCAGAUGUAGAUGCCUUUCCACUAAAUGAUAGUCUUCCAUUCAGCAUGUCUGUCAAAAAGAAAAGGUUUGUUUCUGAGCUACCAGUUUCUGGAGUUUCAUGCAAAUGGUGUAAAAAUAUUUAUCCUACAAAGGAAAUCCUUCAAAAACAUUUGAAGAAAAAUUAUCAGUGUGCUCUUCAACAAAAUUCAUUUACUCCUUAUAAAGAGACUUAUAAAGCAAGAAAAUCUUUUGGUUCAAAGGAACCUGUUGUUGCACGAAAGUCAUUUUCUCAUAUGACUCCUAGGAUCAUAUUGCCUUCAUUCAGUUACACACCUUCUGGUGGAUCUGCAAGGAAAUCUUUAUCCAACUCAAAGAAACGAUUUUUGAAAAAUUUGAGAUCUCCUUCAAUGAGCACAAUGACAGUUUUAAACCAGUGCCCAAUUUGUUAUGUAUCAUUUUCUGAUUCAUUUGAGUUUUUCCAACAUCAGAAGAGACUUAAUCAUUGGGGGAAAGCAACUAAAUCAAUUAAUAGUUUUUGUAAGUGUCCAUUCUGUGAGAAACAAUUUUUCCAUAUUCGUGCACGUAAUGCUCACCUUCGAAACCAUGCAGAUAAAUCUGUAGAAGAAAUUGAAUCCUUUUUAAAAAGUAGCACUUGUAAUAUAUGCUCGAAAAUUUUUGUCUCUGAAACAGCAAAAUACCAGCAUAUGAAAUUAGAACAUUCAAAAUCACUUUUUGAUAUCGAUUCCAAAGAAAAUCGCAACAAUAAGCAAUCUUUAUUACCUCUUGUAAUCAAGCAGAAACUAAAAGAAUAUCCUAACACUUGCCCCAUUUGUUCAAAGAAUUUUCCUUCAACUUUUUCUCGUGAUAAGCAUUUUAAGAAAAAACAUCUGGAUUCAGAAUUAGAAUGCAAGUUUUGUCCUCAGCGAUAUAACAGCGUUGAAGAUUUAGAAUAUCAUAUGCAAAAAGCUCACUACAAUAGCUUUAAAUUUGAAUGUCUUGCUUGUAAAAUCAAUUUAGCAACUGCCCCACAUGUUGUUCUGCAUGUUACAAAACUUCAUGCUGACCAAGAUCCGAAAAAGAUUAUCCGAUCUAGAGAUAAUGAUUCUGCACUUUUUGAUGAACAGGGUUUUUCUUCCUAUAUGCCAAGGAACAAUCGAAAUAAACAGGCCGAAUUCUAUUGUGACAUAUGCAAAGUUAGUUUUCAAAGACUAUGUGGCCUGCAAAGCCAUCGGCAGUCCAAAUCACAUCGUGACACUGUAGUGAAAAAUUUGGAUUCUAUGCAUAAAUCCCUGUCAGAUUUACCCCCAUCUCCUCCACCAGUUCCAAAAAAGAAAGUUAAGCAUCCUGAAAUUUUAACAUGUAGUGAAUGCUUAGAGGAAUUCACUACUGUUAAAGAUUUCGUACCACAUCGGUUGAGUCAUUUUGGUGUUCACGGUAAAUAUCUGAAGAUAAAUGAGGAAAAUCUGUAUACUUGUGAAAUUUGUGGGGAAGUAUCUAAUAGUCAUUCUAAGGUUCAGUUACACUUAUUCUGGCAUUUACAGGUUGAAUCUACUUCCACUGAGAAAAAUCCUGUAACUGUUAAAGGCAAAAAUGAUCCUAUAGUUCCAGAUAGACUGAGUGGACAACAUGUUGCAAAAAAGUCAUUUGCUAAACAGAAUUCCGAAUCUCAACAAGAAGUGGUCAUUGGUGGGGUGAAAAAGCCUCUCUUCACUUGUGAAAAUUGCAACAUAGGAUUUACUACUCAAGCUCAUUACAGCUUACAUGUUCGUAAAUUUUGUAGAAAAAAGAAUGUAUCGUUGAUGGAUAAUGUGAAAGAGAAUGAUGAAAAUUCUAUGCAUUUACCAGGAAUCAGUACACUAAAGAAGCAUACAAUCAAUAUAAAACAAAAUAAUUUAGAAUUCUGCAAUGUUUGUAACUGUUUAUUUUCUUCAUCUGUUAAAGAAACGCACAAAAGUUUUUGUGAAAAAUGUGCUGUAGAUACUUCUGAAAAUAUCAAGGAUUUAGAUCAUAUAACUUCUAAUAUGGACCUUGAUAAUGUUAUAGCUGUUUGUGUCUUGUGUGUGUUACCAUUUGAUGAUCCACAAGCAUUUGCUAAUCAUAUGCUUGCAUGCCAUAAAUCUGCAAUAAAUAGUGUUUCUCUGCAAAAAACUAGUAAUGGAUCUACAGUACACUGCACAGCAUGUAAUUCUUUGUUCUUUUGCCCUGAUGCUAUGGAAGAUCAUAGCAGUUUUUGCAGCAAUCCUUCCUGUUGUGAUUUUGAUGCAGAUUCAGUCACUGAUAUUCUGAAAGCUGCAUCAAAACUUGAAAAUCUUAUAGCAGCUUGUAUUUCUUGUUCUUUAGCUUUUGAUAAUAUUCAGAAUUUUAAUGAACAUAUGUUGUCACACCAAGAGCCCAAUUCAAACAGUGACUUACAAAGUUCAUUAAAUGAACUUCAAGUCUCAAGUAGUGAUGGAAUAAUUGAAUCUGCAUCUGUUGAUGUAAAUAAUGUUCUUUCUUUUGGUGACUUAGAGCAAGUAUCUGCACAAAUUGAAAAUAGCAAUACAAAUGAUAAUAAUCCAUCUGAGAUUUUGGAUUCUUCCAGUUCACAACUACCAGAUGAAGUUGUAUGGACAAUAACCAAUUCUUCAGGAGCCAAUCUGUCAUCAGAUUUUGAAGAAGAUGGUAUGAUAGAGCCAAUAGAUAAACUGAGGAACGAUUUUUCACAACUGUUCUGUAUAUUAAUAAAUGAUUCAGAAUUAAUGCAACAAUUAGGAUUUGGUGAACAGCCUGUUGAUGAUGUUUUAGCAAAAGUUUUACAGCAGAUGGGCCAAAAUCCCGCUCUGAAGGACAGCCAAACUUCAGAUAUUGAUUGCUUUCGUAAGAAUAUUCAAACACUUUUAGAUUUUUGUUUAAAAGAUCAAAUAAUGGAACUUAUAGGAAGUGGAAAAACUUCCACUGACGAGAUUGUAGCUGAAGCUCUCAAAAUCUUCACUGCCGAAAAAACUCCUGCAACUGUUGCAGAAUAAGAUUGACAUUACAUGCAUUUUCAUAAAUACAAAAUAUUUUUUAAAUGGAAAAUUUCUCCAGCAAUACUCAACAUCAUUUCAUUGUUAUUUCAUUCUGUCAGUUAAAGUUUUAAGAUAAAUUAUUUUCCAUACUUAUUCAUAAAUUGUAUCUUAAAACAUAACAUGUCAUUAAAAAUAUUG